AUGAAAAUCCCCGAUCAGACGAUGCAGUACAAUAACCUGGGCCGGUCGGGCCUCAAGGUCUCGCAACUUUCGUACGGCGCGUGGGUUACCUUCGGCAACCAGCUGGACGUCAAGGAGGCCAAAUCCAUCCUCCAAUGCUGCCGCGACCAGGGCGUUAACUUCUUCGACAACGCCGAGGUCUACGCCAACGGGCGGGCCGAGGAGAUCAUGGGCCAGGCCAUAAAGGAGCUGGGCUGGAAGCGAUCCGACAUCGUCGUUUCCACCAAGAUCUUUUGGGGCGGGCCCGGCCCGAACGACAAGGGCCUUUCCAGGAAGCACAUCGUGGAGGGGACUAGGAGCUGCUUGAAGAGGCUGGAUAUGGAGUAUGUGGAUGUGCUAUACUGCCAUCGGCCGGACAUUGGGACACCGAUCGAAGAGACGGUGAGGGCCAUGAACUAUGUGAUCGAUAAGGGGUGGGCUUACUACUGGGGGACCAGCGAGUGGUCCGCCCAGCAGAUUACGGAGGCCUGGGGCGUGGCUCAGAGGCUGGAUCUCGUCGGCCCUAUCGUUGAGCAGCCUGAGUAUAAUCUAAUCUCCAGGCACAAGGUUGAGUCUGAGUACCUUCCUUUAUACACUAAUUAUGGUCUUGGCCUCACUACAUGGAGUCCUCUGGCUUCUGGAGUUCUAACUGGGAAGUACAACUCCGGAAAUAUCCCUCCGGAUAGUAGGUUUGCUUUGGAAAAUUAUAAGAAUCUUGCCAGUAGAUCAUUGGUAGAUGAUGUGCUCAAGAAAGUGAAUGGGCUAAAACCAAUUGCAGACGAGCUGGGUGUGCCUUUGUCUCAGCUAGCAAUUGCUUGGUGUGCAUCAAAUCCAAAUGUCUCAUCUGUCAUUACAGAAAUACCUGCUACUCCAUUGGAGCCUUGCCAGCCUGCACCGUCGCCGGUCCCACCACCGCCUCCUGCAGUAGAAAUCGAUGAAUGCGACGACAAUUGA
This is a messenger RNA of Striga hermonthica, 972 nucleotides long. The record is from the annotation of a GenBank genome assembly. NCBI's taxonomy places the organism in Eukaryota, Viridiplantae, Streptophyta, Magnoliopsida, Lamiales, Orobanchaceae.